Messenger RNA from Gorilla gorilla gorilla (western lowland gorilla), 11693 nucleotides. RefSeq names its product ubiquitin specific peptidase 38 (gene USP38). Gene Ontology annotation, molecular function: cysteine-type deubiquitinase activity. The transcript has 10 exons. Gene Ontology annotation, biological process: ubiquitin-dependent protein catabolic process; protein deubiquitination. Bases 7533 to 10661 code for a protein of 1042 amino acids. NCBI's taxonomy places the organism in Eukaryota, Metazoa, Chordata, Mammalia, Primates, Hominidae. The record is from RefSeq and is a predicted model, not a curated record. Gene Ontology annotation, cellular component: cytosol; nucleus.
CACAUGGCCAUCUCAGGGGUCAGCAGCACUUGACAGGGACCUUCUCAGCUUGGGUGGAGCUUGUCUUCUUUCCAAGUCUUAAUCAGCACCUAGUCGCCAGGCUGGAAGUGGCAAACUGCAAACUCAAGAGGAGUUUGAGUCAGAAGUCCUUUUAACCUAAGGGAUGACAGGGUGGAGGAUAAUGCCUGUAUAUAAUUUCUUAAGAACUGAUCCUUGGUUUCCAUAGUAGGAAGAUCUGUAGCUCUGCCCAAAUACAGGAGCCCAUAUAAUAACUCAUAGGGGGACAAUCCCAAGUCUUUUCUUGGGACUUCCUAAGGAGUGCUAUUGGGAGACAUUUUGUCCAAGGCAUUUUAGUUUAUUAGUUUGGUGAAAUGCUUUUUGAGAGUUUGAGUCAUUCUUUCUACCUUUCCAGAGGAAGGGGGAUGCCAAGGGGUGUAAUAAUCCCAUCUAAUUUGUAAACCUUCCAUAAUUCCCCUUAACACCCAGGAGGUAAAGUGGCUGCCAUUGUCUGAAUCAACGUUUUUCACCAGGCCAAAUCUAGGUACAGUCUGUUAUAAUAUUAUUUUGACCACAUUCCUGGCAGUGGCUGUUGGAAGGGGAAAGGCUUCCACCCAGCUGGAAAGGUAACCUAUAAUCACCAGUAAAUACUUCAGUCUUCCUACUUUGGGUACUUAUGUGAAAUCUACUUGAAUGCUCUGAAAUGGUCUUAGUCCAGGAGGUCUUCCUCCCGUGAACUGUUUUCUAAUCACCUCUUUGUUUAUCCUUUGACAAGUUACACAACUUCCACAUACUUGUUUAGCAAGUAAUUCUAACUCCACUGUUACAAACAGAUAGAGUAAUCCCUAUCUAUCCAUAAUUCUUAAAUAUUGCAUCACGCGGACUCUGGGGUCCCCAGUGACUCCCUUUGGGGAGUAAUACAGACAUCAGUUCUCUCAUCAGGGGUUUACUUAUCAUUUCUCUCCCAUCAGGAAGUACCCAUUUCCCAUCUUCAGUUUGAGUGACCCCUAUCCUGCCUAAUUCUUCCUUCUUCUCUCUGGUAAACUGAGGCCUUAAUACCACCGUAGGGAUGUCUGGUAUCAGGCUAAAUAGUCUAAUUUCUUCCUCCAGGGAGGCUUGCCUAGCAGCUUCAUCCACAAACCUGUUUCCUACAGCUUCUAUAGUGUUCCCGUUCUGAUGAUCAUUUACAUGAACUAUGGCUACCUCUGCUGGAAGCAGGAGACUUUCUAAAACCUGUUUGACCAGUUCCCCGUGUACCAAUUCUUUUCCCUUGCUAUUUAUUAGGCCCCGCUCUGUCCAGAUUUUUCCAAAAGUGUGUACCACCCCAUAGGCACAUUUAGAAUCAGUAUAUAUAUUUCCUUCCUGGCCUUCAAGGAGCUUUAGGGCCUGGUCAAGAGCAUGUAAUUCACAUUUUUGGGCCGACCAGCCAUUAGGUAAUCUACCUUUCUCACAUAAUGAGUGUUUAUUUCCAUCAAAGACAGCAUAACCAUUAUGUCCCUUGCCAUCUAUCACUCCGGAUGACCCAUCCACAAACAGUCUAAUCCAUCAUGUAGUGGAGCUUCCCUAAGGUCUGGUCUAACUUUGGCUUGGUAUUCUAUGGUAUCUAAGCAGUUAUGAUCUGAUGUCUCUUUGUUCUGGUCUCCUUUCCAUAGGAAACUGGCUGCAUUCAGGCAAGCAUCUGGUGUUACAACCAAAUAAUCUUUUUCUAGUAAUAUGGCUUCAUAUUUUAGAAUCUGAGAAUCCACUAACCAUCUCCCAGCUUUCUGAUUUAAUAUAUUCCUGACCUGGUGUGGGGUGUUUACUAUUAGGGCCCCACCAAACAUUAGCUUUCGACUCUCCUCUACCAGCAGGGCUGUCGCAGCUACUGCUUGCACACAUUCAGAUCACCCCUGAGAGACAGGAUCGAGAAGCUUGGAGACAAAAGCAACAGGUUGCCUCUUCCCUCCCCAGGUUUGAGUGAGCACCCCAAGCGCCAUGCCCCGGUCUACUGUUACAAACAGAUAGAAUGGUUUCUCUAAAGAUAGGAGGGCCAGGACCAGGACUGUAAUGAGGGCCUGCUUUAGCUCUUUCACUGCCUGAAUUUCAUUUAGGGACCAUUACAAGGGAUUGGGCUCCUCUUCUAGUAACUUGAGAUACAGAAUUUUGUCUUUUAAGCAUAUGAGUCAAUCCAUAACCUACUGCAGCCAGUUAAACCUAAAAAUUUUUGGAGUCUUCUCUUUGUCUUAGGCAAAGGCAAACCCACUAUUCCCAAUAUUCUGAGUUUAUUAUCCACUUCCUUUCACCAAUCAGGUGUCCUAAAUAUUUUCUUUUUCUACAAACUGCAAUUUGUUCUUAGAGACUCGCAAUCCCCUUUCUCAAAGAAAAUAAGGCAAGAUUAUGGUGGUUUCUGAUCACUCGGCCUUCCUUUUGCCAGAAAUUAAAAGUUCAUCUACAUAUUGUAACAACUGGGUUCCCCUGGAAGGUUGGAAUUCCUCCAGGACUAAGAUUUGACCAAAUAAGUUUGGGGCUUCUGUGAAACCCUGUAGCAGUACAGUCCAGUGGUACUGUUGUUUUCUCCCAGUUAUAGGAUUUUCUCAUUUCUUUUUUGCCUAUGAACAUCCAGUUACUCCAGCACCAUUUGUUGAAAACACCAUCCUUCCUUCACUGAAUGGCUUUUGAAUCUCUGUCAAAAAUCAGUUGGGUAUAUUUGUGUGGGUCUAGGUUAUUGUUGCCCAUUUCACUGAUCUAUGUGUCUCUCUGCCAUUACCAUACUGUCUUAAUUACCCUGGCAUACAAUGAGUAUUAUUUUUGGGUAGUGAUAUGGUUUGGCUCUGUCCCUACCCAAAUCUUAUAUUGAAUUGCAAUGCCCAUAAUCCCCACGUGUUGAAGGAAGAAACAGGUGGAUAUAAUUGAAUCAUGGGGGCAGGUUCCCCCUUCCUGUUCUCGUGAUAUAAGUUCUCACGAGAUCUAAUGAUUUUAUAACAGGGUUCCCCCUUAGCUCAGCUCUCGUUCUUCUCCUUCCUGCUGCCAUGUGAAAGGAUAUGUUUGCUUCCCCUUCCACCAUGAUUUUAAGUUUCCUGAGGCCUCCCCAGCCAUGCUGAACUGUGUUUAUAAACCUUUCCUUUAUAAAUUACCCAGUCUCAGAUACGUCUUUAUUAGCAGCAUAAGAACAAACACAGGUAAAAUGAUCCCUCUCACUUAAUUCCUCCUUUUCAGAAUUGUUGAAGCUACUCUGAUUUGUUUUUCCAAAUACAUUUUAGAAUAAUCUUGCCUGUAUAUGAAGCAGAAAAAAAAAACCUUGCUGGAGUUUUAAUAGGAAUUUUAUUAAACCUGCAUAUCGAUUUAGAGAUCAUUAACAUCUACACUAUGGUGAGUCCUCCAAUCCAUGUAUAUGGUCAUUUAUUUAGAUCUUCAAUUUCUUUCAUCAGUGUUUUGUUAUUUUCAGCAUGAGUCCUGUACAUCCACUGUCAGAUUUACACCUACAUAGUUUUUAUUUUGAGCAAUUAUCAAUGGUAUAUUUUUAAUUUUGGUUUCCAUGUGUUCAUUGCUAGUACAUAAAAGUACAAUUGAUUUUUUUCUAUUAUCUUAUAUCCUGAAACCCUGCUGAGUUUGUUUUUUAGUUCUAGAAAUUACUGUGUAGACUCCUUACGACUUUUUUUAAACCAUGUUUUUCAUUUCAUUUUUUAAAAGUUCAUUCAUUCAAAAAAUAGUUAGAUUGAACUGGGCACGGGGGCUCACGCCUGUAAUCCCAGCACCUUGGGAUGCUGAGGUGGGAGGAUCAUUUGUGUCAGGAGUUCAAGACCGGCCUGGCCAACAUGGUGAAACCCCAUCUCUACUAAAAAUAUAAAAAUUAGCCAGGUGUGGUGGUGGGUGCCUAUAAUCCCAGCUACUCAGGAGGCUGAGGAAGAAGAAUUGCUUGAACCCAGGAAGUGGAGAUUGCAGCGAGCUGAGACUGCAGUGAGCUGAGAUCACACCACUGCACUCCAGCCUGGGCAACAGAGUGAGAGACUUCAUCUCACAGACAAAAAAAUUGAUAGAUUGUUUACCCUAGUGUUCUAACUGCUAGAUAUAGAAGUAACUAAUAAAAUUAAGGGGUUCUUUUUGACCUCAUGAAGCUUAGAUUCUAGAGAACAGAAAAAGGCUGUAAACAUAUAAUAAAUGAGAACGGUAGGAAAAGACACAAGAGCAACUUGAUGGAGGGCCUUAAAGUCAACAGUAGCCAUUUGAAUUUUAAGAUGAGAAGCACUGGAAGAUUUAAAACAGGGUAGUGAGGUUGCUCUGCCUAUGAAGUAGCCAAUGGUAUAUUUUUAAUUUUUAAUUGUCUUUUAUUCCUUUACUUUCUUAAUAAACUUGCUUUCACUUUGCACUGUGAAAAAAAUUAAAUGAAAUAGUGUCGUAAGAUUAGCUUGAUGUCCAUUUUAAGUCAUUAAAACAAAAACCAUAUCAAAGUGGUUGGUGUGUUUCUUUACAGUCUUUUUUUCUUUACAACUUAAAAAACAUAUACGAAUAUAAAUUUCAUAAAGUCAGGGAUUAUUUGUAAUUACUUCAUAUGAUGGUUUAUCACAGUCCUCUCUAAUCUAUACAAUCAGUUUGCUUUUGAUUCUAUUAGGUGAUAUAAAUUUCCUAAGAGAAAACUAACCUCACAAUAAUGUUACUGCAGUUGGCCAACUCUAACCACUGCUUUUGGAACUGCCUUUUCUCUUUGCUUAUCACAAACAUAAACACAUACACACACUUUUCAUCUAAUAGUAUGACGGAAAUAAUAGAGACUCUAGAGUCAGACUUGAUUAUUUUUUUUAACCUCCUUUGGCUUCAAUACCUUAUCUAUAAAAUGCAGCUAUUAACAUCUAUUUCCAAAACCCUGUUUUGAGAACUAAGGAUAAAGUAUAAUAUAUUGAGUUUCAGGCACACAGAGGUUGCUAAAUAAACAAUCACUCCUUAUCCUGUGCUUUUUCUCUUUCAUCCCCAUCACUCAAGCUUCCAUUCUCAGAUCUAACAUAUUUGUAAAACUAUGUAGUUGGCAAUUGAGGCCUUAGACUAAAUCUUUAUACAAAAUUUUAAAGCCCAUUACAAUAGCACCCACUAAUCCAAUGAUUAGUGGCAUGAUUCACUGCAAAAAAAUCUUCCACAGACUUCUGAAAAUAUUUUAAAAUGUUAAAAAGGAACAUGGUAUUAUUAUAGAACUUUUAGUUAUGCUAUAAAAUAAAUUUAAAGUUGGCCACUUUCAAUUGAAAUCUUAUAAAAGAGCAUACUAAAUACAUUUUUUAACCAGUGGCAAAAGAAGGAAAUAAGCGUUGAAUAUCUUGGUAUAAAAACCUAGUAUUUCAUUUCAUGCAUCUAUCAUUCAAGAGGUAUUUUAAAAAUACAGAGUCAUGGUGCUUUUGGAAGUCUAAUAUUAUGACAUGUAAUUUAUACGGACUAAUAGCAUUAUGUUCUCUCAGACAUCUUAUUUUGUAAUAUUCAAUUUUUCAAGACCUAAUAUUAACAGAAAGAAGAAAAUGUUAUAGACAAUUCAAAGUAAUCUGUCAAGUUUUAAAUUUACCAAUAUUUUUUUCUUGUCUACUUUGGAAUAAUCACUUCGCUGGUACUAUUCAGCAAUCUUCAUUCGUCCUGUUAGUUUCUUAGCACAAAGACUAAUUCUAAAUUUCCUCCACUCCACCUCAAAUCCACGAUCCUUCUUAAUACUUAAUUCCUUCUUAAUAUUUUAUUUUCUAUAUUACUUUUGUCUUCCACUGUGGCAUUAUUCCCAGUAAAGACAAACAUCUGUGUACCUUCACCUCCUAAUGGAAAAAUCUUUCCUGUCUCUAGCAUGACUGAUAGAUUAAUUACCUCAAUUCUCUUUUAUCUUCAGUAUCUUCCUACAAGUCAACUUGGUCUUAAGUUCCCUUUUACUCAAGCUCCUGUCUCCUCUAAACUGCUCUUCUUAAGACUACCAUAAUCGACGUGUGAAUAUAUUAGUGUAAUCGUGUUUGUAACUUGGUAAAAAAACAAAAACAAAACACUAUUUAGCAAACUGAAGUAACAGAAUUUUGUUCAUUUUUCUACGGGACAUUUUAAAUGACCUAUUUCUUUAAAGUUUUAUCUGUAUUACAGGGCCUUAAUGUCUAGUUUCACAACUAUAUUAACCAAGCCUGAAGCAGGCUACAGUUAGGCAAUAUUUUCCAAUAUAAAGACCUCUGAUUAAAUUCUUACUGUGAAUCUUUGGAAUUUGGCAUGAAACAGAACAAGCAUGAUUGCACCUGUUCUUCCCUAUUGUAAACCAUCUUCGGUGUCAACAUAUACAAUAAGUUUUGUGGUAUUUCCACCUGGUUUUCUAUUUUCAAAGUACCCUUGUAUGACACAGGCAUAAAAAUACUUUAAUUCUAAUCUGCCAUUUUCCUUACUCUCCUCACACUUUUUUGGACGGCUUAUAAUUUUCGAUAUGGUACAAAGCUCACUAACUGGUUCUUUGCUAGAGGCCUGCUACUGAUACUGAUGGUCGCUAAAUGCUAGGUACGCCGCCGGUAUUGCUCUUACUUCAAUACCGACAUCGCAGGAUAAAGGCAGUCACAUUUAGGCGCGCAAGCGCAAUUCUUGAUUAAUGAGCCAAGGCAAAGACUUCUCAAUCCGAGUUUUGAGGUUUCCUUACUUUUCCCCCAAAUGCUCUUUUCCUCGGAUUUCACAUCAAUAGCACUUAUUCGAGUUUUCACGAGUAACCUGACGCAGGCGGAACCGACGGAGACUAGCCGGCAAGAAUCCUACAGUCGCAGCCAUCUGCGCAGCGUCCGCCGGGGACGCUCCGCGCGGAAGACUGCCUGUGACUCGACACACUCUCCAGUGACGCGGCCGUCGCCGCAACUGCGCGGCGGGGCGGGAAGGAGACUCCCAGCCCCGGGGGGAAGGGAGUCUACUACUCGGGACGGAGGUGGGGGAGCAGGGAGAGAGAGAGGGAAGAAGGGAGGAGGAGAGAGGCGGACAGGCGGAGGGGCGGAGGGGCGGUCCUUCCCGGAGGUUCUUAGGUCCUUCACUUCCUGUUUGCCGGCACUUCAAAAUCCGGGUCAAAGGGUGUCGCUUCGGUCUCUUCUACCCGGCUGAUCCCAGCACUCUCCGUGACAGCGCCUCCUGACUCAGCCGAGGACCGGCUUCUUCUCACGACCUGCUGGAGACUGGACGCCCACACCUGACCCGGAACUCGGAGGCGUGCUUCCUCCACCCGCCGGCUAGCAGCCCCGGGCCCUGAGCGCCCGCCGACGCCGCUGGGGGGCCCGACAGGCCCCUCGGCGCUGAUGCUGAGUGGGAUCGAGGGCCCGGGGCGGCGGCGGAGUACGGGCCUCUGGCGCCUUAGGCCAGCCGCAGGUGUCGGUUCUUACGCUCUCCAGGCUCGCCAGCUCCUGCCCCGGCUUGGAUGGGUCUCCCUGCCCCAUAAAUGUGGCUGCUGAGGCGGCGGUGGCCGUGGCCCGUCGCGCUGCUGCUGCGGCGCUCCAAGUUCAUCUCCGCCCCGGGGCUCUCCUGCCCCAUCUUGGGGCUGCCGCCACCCGCUCCUUAUCCCUUGGCCCUGGCCUUGCAGCGUGGCGACAAUGGACAAGAUCCUGGAGGGCCUUGUGAGUUCCUCGCAUCCCCUGCCCCUCAAGCGGGUGAUUGUGCGGAAGGUGGUGGAAUCGGCGGAGCACUGGCUAGACGAGGCGCAGUGCGAGGCCAUGUUUGACCUGACGACCCGGCUCAUCCUGGAGGGCCAGGACCCUUUCCAGCGGCAGGUGGGGCACCAGGUGCUGGAGGCCUACGCACGAUACCACCGGCCAGAGUUCGAGUCCUUCUUCAACAAGACCUUCGUGUUGGGCCUCCUUCAUCAGGGCUACCACUCUCUGGACAGGAAGGAUGUAGCCAUCCUGGACUACAUUCACAACGGCCUGAAGCUGAUUAUGAGCUGUCCGUCGGUGCUGGAUCUCUUUAGCCUCCUGCAGGUAGAGGUGUUACGGAUGGUGUGUGAGAGGCCGGAGCCGCAGCUCUGUGCCCGACUGAGCGACCUUCUGACCGACUUUGUGCAGUGCAUCCCCAAGGGGAAAUUGUCCAUCACGUUCUGUCAACAGCUGGUUCGAACGAUAGGCCAUUUCCAGUGCGUGUCCACCCAGGAAAGAGAGCUGCGGGAAUAUGUCUCCCAGGUGACAAAAGUGAGUAACUUGCUGCAGAACAUCUGGAAGGCCGAGCCUGCCACACUGCUGCCUUCCCUGCAAGAAGUUUUUGCAAGCAUCUCUUCCACAGAUGCAUCAUUUGAACCUUCUGUAGCAUUGGCAAGCCUUGUGCAGCAUAUUCCUCUUCAGAUGAUUACAGUUCUCAUCAGGAGCCUUACUACGGAUCCAAAUGUAAAAGAUGCAAGUAUGACCCAAGCGCUUUGCAGAAUGAUUGACUGGCUAUCCUGGCCAUUGGCUCAGCAUGUGGAUACAUGGGUAAUUGCACUCCUGAAAGGACUGGCAGCUGUCCAGAAGUUUACUAUUUUGAUAGAUGUUACUUUGCUGAAAAUAGAACUGGUUUUUAAUCGACUUUGGUUUCCUCUUGUGAGACCUGGUGCUCUUGCAGUUCUUUCUCACAUGCUGCUUAGCUUUCAGCAUUCUCCAGAGGCGUUCCAUUUGAUUGUUCCUCAUGUGGUUAAUUUGGUUCAUUCUUUCAAAAAUGAUGGUCUGCCUUCCAGUACAGCCUUCUUAGUACAAUUAACAGAAUUGAUACACUGUAUGAUGUAUCAUUAUUCUGGAUUUCCAGAUCUCUAUGAACCUAUUCUGGAGGCAAUAAAGGAUUUUCCUAAGCCCAGUGAAGAGAAGAUUAAGUUAAUUCUCAAUCAAAGUGCCUGGACUUCUCAAUCCAAUUCUUUGGCGUCUUGCUUGUCUAGACUUUCUGGAAAAUCUGAAACUGGGAAAACUGGUCUUAUUAACCUAGGAAAUACAUGUUAUAUGAACAGUGUUAUACAAGCCUUGUUUAUGGCCACAGAUUUCAGGAGACAAGUAUUAUCUUUAAAUCUAAAUGGGUGCAAUUCAUUAAUGAAAAAAUUACAGCAUCUUUUUGCCUUUCUGGCUCAUACGCAGAGGGAAGCAUACGCACCUCGGAUAUUCUUUGAGGCUUCCAGACCUCCAUGGUUUACUCCCAGAUCACAGCAAGACUGUUCUGAAUACCUCAGAUUUCUCCUUGACAGGCUCCAUGAAGAAGAAAAGAUCUUGAAAGUUCAGGCCUCACACAAGCCUUCUGAAAUUCUGGAAUGCAGUGAAACUUCUUUACAGGAAGUAGCUAGUAAAGCAGCAGUACUAACAGAGACCCCUCAUACAAGUGACGGUGAGAAGACUUUAAUAGAAAAAAUGUUUGGAGGAAAACUACGAACUCACAUACGUUGUUUGAACUGCAGGAGUACCUCACAAAAAGUGGAAGCCUUUACAGAUCUUUCGCUUGCCUUUUGUCCUUCCUCUUCUUUGGAAAACAUGUCUGUCCAAGAUCCAGCAUCAUCACCCAGUAUACAAGAUGGUGGUCUAAUGCAAGCCUCUGUACCUGGUCCUUCAGAAGAACCAGUAGUUUAUAAUCCAACAACAGCUGCCUUCAUCUGUGACUCACUUGUGAAUGAAAAAACCAUAGGCAGUCCUCCUAAUGAGUUUUACUGUUCUGAAAACACUUCUGUCCCUAAUGAAUCUAACAAGAUUCUUGUUAAUAAAGAUGUACCUCAGAAACCAGGAGGUGAAACCACACCUUCAGUAACUGACUUACUAAAUUAUUUUUUGGCUCCAGAGAUUCUUACUGGUGAUAACCAAUAUUAUUGUGAAAACUGUGCCUCUCUGCAAAAUGCUGAGAAAACUAUGCAAAUCACGGAGGAACCUGAAUACCUUAUUCUUACUCUCCUGAGAUUUUCAUAUGAUCAGAAGUAUCAUGUGAGAAGGAAAAUUUUAGACAAUGUAUCACUGCCACUGGUUUUGGAGUUGCCAGUUAAAAGAAUUACUUCUUUCUCUUCAUUGUCAGAAAGUUGGUCUGUAGAUGUUGACUUCACUGAUCUUAGUGAGAACCUUGCUAAAAAAUUAAAGCCUUCAGGGACUGAUGAAGCUUCCUGCACAAAAUUGGUGCCCUAUCUAUUAAGUUCUGUUGUGGUUCACUCUGGUAUAUCCUCUGAAAGUGGGCAUUACUAUUCUUAUGCCAGAAAUAUCACAAGUACAGACUCUUCAUAUCAGAUGUACCACCAGUCUGAGGCUCUGGCAUUAGCAUCCUCCCAGAGUCAUUUACUAGGGAGAGAGAGUCCCAAUGCAGUUUUUGAACAGGAUUUGGAAAAUAAGGAAAUGUCAAAAGAAUGGUUUUUAUUUAAUGACAGUAGAGUGACAUUUACUUCAUUUCAGUCAGUCCAGAAAAUUACGAGCAGGUUUCCAAAGGACACAGCUUAUGUGCUUUUGUAUAAAAAACAGCAUAGUACUAAUGGUUUAAGUGGUAAUAACCCAACCAGUGGACUCUGGAUAAAUGGAGACCCACCUCUACAGAAAGAACUUAUGGAUGCUAUAACAAAAGACAAUAAACUGUAUUUACAGGAACAAGAGUUGAACGCUCGAGCCCGGGCCCUCCAAGCUGCAUCUGCUUCAUGUUCAUUUCGGCCCAAUGGAUUUGAUGACAACGACCCACCAGGAAGCUGUGGACCAACUGGUGGAGGGGGUGGAGGAGGAUUUAAUACAGUUGGCAGACUCGUAUUUUGAUCCUGAGAGAGUCCAAAAUGCACUGGUCACGAAACGUCUAAUACUAUGACUGUUAAAAUGUCAGACUAUAACAAAUAUCUAUCUUUUAUUUUUCAUUAGACCCUUAUACUUCAAGAGAACACACUCAGUGCUUGUUUUUAUUUUCUUGACACAUCUAUUAACAAAAUGCAUCAUGGGAAAAAAAUCUACCUCUUAAAAUUCCAUUUGCUUUUAUGGUUAGACAUGCUUGACCAAAAAUAUUCAGAAGAAAAUAUGUACCUGGUCCUUAAUUAAGCUGCGUUAAAUUUGGUAGAAGCAUUUAAAUGGUCUAUCUUCAGUUUUACUGAACAAAAAAUGUAAUUUAUUUAGCAUUCUUUAUAAAAGAAUUGAUGCUAGAGGUAAAAAAAAAUACUUGUUUUUAAAAAAUCCUUUACGUCUUGUGUAAUUACCCCAUUAUUAAAUUCAAGUCUUUGAAAAUCAACUAGAGAUUAUAAAGUCUCUAAAGAAGGCAAUAACAAAAUUUAUCAAGAUAUAGUACUUUUCAGUUUUUGUUUAGUGUCUUCAGCAUCACCGUGUCUGUAUUUCAAGUACAAAUGUUUUUAAAAAGGAUUCUUUAUACAUAUGUGCUGAAUUGAUUUUAAGAAAGUUGCAUGAUCCUGUAGGAGCAACAUUUUUACCUAAAAAAUGCUAACUUUAUAGUAUUUCUAAUUGUUCAAGGAUUUUAAAAUUCUAUUUCAGGGAGUAUAUCUUCUGUGUGUUUUGAAGGAGGUGAGUUCUGUAUGUGCCUUGCAGUACUGUAAUUCAAAAAUAGGAAUCUUUGGCUGCGAAAUUUUAAUGAAAUAUUAGGAAGUAAUUUUCGUGCUAACAUUAAAAUUAUAACUUUUUGAAAGGUAAUAGAUUUUCCAGAAGUAAAAUCUGAUGGUUCUAAAUCAAUCAAUGUGAUAGUUCAUUUUUAACUCUUAGAAGAAUUCAGAGGAAAUGAACCCAGCUAAGUAAAAAAAUCUGUCUUGAUUUUGUUACUUAUUCCUCAGAAUAUUAAACAUUGAUCACAUA